Messenger RNA from Candidozyma pseudohaemuli, 1350 nucleotides. It is a transcript of the gene SAH1, whose product is annotated as adenosylhomocysteinase. Gene Ontology annotation, cellular component: cytosol. Gene Ontology annotation, molecular function: adenosylhomocysteinase activity. The record is from RefSeq and is a predicted model, not a curated record. Gene Ontology annotation, biological process: L-methionine cycle. The coding region runs from base 1 to 1350 and encodes 449 amino acids. The transcript has a single exon. Lineage: Eukaryota; Fungi; Ascomycota; Pichiomycetes; Serinales; Metschnikowiaceae.
AUGUCUGCCCCAGCCACCAACUACAAAGUCGCCGACAUCUCCCUCGCUGCCUUCGGCAGAAAGGACAUCGAGUUGUCCGAGAACGAAAUGCCCGGUUUGAUGGACAUCCGUAAGAAGUACGGUCCUUCCCAGCCAUUGAAGGGCGCCAGAAUCGCUGGUUGUCUUCACAUGACCAUCCAGACCGCUGUCUUGAUCGAGACUUUGGUUGCUCUUGGUGCCGAGGUUACCUGGUCUUCUUGUAACAUCUUCUCCACCCAGGACCACGCCGCUGCUGCCAUUGCCGCUGCUGGUGUCCCAGUGUUUGCCUGGAAGGGUGAGACCGAGGAGGAGUACCAGUGGUGUAUCGAGCAGCAGUUGUUCGCUUUCAAGGACGGCAAGAAGUUGAACUUGAUCUUGGACGACGGUGGAGACUUGACCACCUUGGUCCACGAGAAGUACCCUGAGAUGUUGGAGGACUGUUUCGGUUUGUCCGAGGAGACCACCACCGGUGUCCACCACUUGUACAAGGCCUUGAAGGACGGCAAGUUGAAGGUGCCAGCCAUCAACGUCAACGACUCCGUCACCAAGUCCAAGUUCGACAACUUGUUCGGCUGCAGAGAGUCCAUCAUUGACGGUAUCAAGAGAGCCACCGACGUUAUGAUCGCCGGUAAGGUUGCCGUUGUUGCUGGUUUCGGUGACGUCGGUAAGGGUUGUGCCAUGGCCUUGAGAGGCAUGGGUGCUCGUGUCAUUGUCACCGAGAUUGACCCUAUCAACGCCUUGCAGGCUGCUGUCUCUGGUUACCAGGUUGCCCCAAUGGAGGAGGUUGCCAGCAUUGGCCAGAUCUUCGUCACCACCACUGGUUGCCGUGACAUCAUCACCGGUGAGCACUUCUCCGUCAUGCCAGAGGACGCCAUUGUCUGUAACAUUGGUCACUUUGACAUUGAGAUCGACGUUGCCUGGUUGAAGGCCAACGCCGAGUCCGUCGUCAACAUCAAGCCUCAGGUCGACAGAUACUUGAUGAAGAACGGCCGUCACGUCAUUCUUUUGGCUGAGGGUAGAUUGGUCAACUUGGGCUGUGCCACUGGCCACUCUUCUUUCGUCAUGUCCUGUUCUUUCUCCAACCAGGUCUUGGCCCAGAUUGCUCUUUUCAACGCCAAGAACGACGAGUUCAGAUCUAAGUUCCCUGAGUUCUCCAAGUCUGGUCCUUUCGAGGUUGGUGUGCACUUGUUGCCAAAGAUCUUGGACGAGGAGGUGGCCAAGUGCCACUUGUCCCACUUGGGUGCCAAGUUGUCUGUCUUGAGCGACAAGCAGGCCGACUACUUGGGUAUUCCAAAGGAGGGCCCAUUCAAGGCUGACAUCUACAGAUACUAA